Messenger RNA from Argentina anserina (silverweed cinquefoil), 1628 nucleotides. RefSeq lists its product as uncharacterized. Lineage: Eukaryota; Viridiplantae; Streptophyta; Magnoliopsida; Rosales; Rosaceae. The transcript is spliced from 6 exons. The record is from RefSeq and is a predicted model, not a curated record. The coding region runs from base 13 to 1110 and encodes 365 amino acids. Gene Ontology annotation, molecular function: nucleic acid binding.
GGUAAGCAUAUCAUGGCUGGUUUCCUCCGACACAGAGACACAAAUAAAGACGAUAGAUUGACGAGAGAGAGAAGCGCAGGAUCAAAACCUUCUAACAUAUUCCUGCUAUCUCCAUUCUCAGAUAUAACUAUGACCCAGUUCGCCAUGGUUGAGGAAUUGGCAUCGCUUGUUAAGGACAAUCUUUCGUGCAAGCAUCUUAUUCUGUCGGUGGAAGAGGCUUUGGUGGACUUCCUUCAGAGUGAUACCAGUUCAAGUGGACUCUUGCAGUUAGAACCAAUGAACUCAUACAACCGUCUUCUCUUGCAUCGUCUUGCAGAUAUAUUUGGAUUUUCCCAUGAAUCUGUUGGUGAAGGAGAGGAGCGGCAUUUAGUUUUGGGGCGGUGCCCGGAGACAUCAAUACCCUCCAUCCUUGUCAGUGAUAUUUUGUGGCAGUGUGAUGAGCCUGAAUCUCCAAUGACUUCACAUCUAUUAUUAAAGAGGUCAGAAACCCCUCCAGUGUUGAGGAAAUCAUCUCCUUCGCUUCAAUAUUCACUGGAGGAGAGAGAAGCAGCAUAUGUGGCAGCUCGUGAGCGAAUAUUUUCAAGGGAUUUGGGUGAGGUAAAGGAAUCUGUAACGCCAAGACAGCGCACUGAUCCUGUGGUAGCACGCCGGAUGAUAGCACAUGCCCUCGGCAAAAGAAUUAACCCUACCAGUCAGGAUGCAACCUAUCAAGAUUGCAACGUCUCUAGAGAGCAGAGUGAUAAAUUGAAUAUUCAAGCCAAGGUUGAAGCUGAGACCAAUUUUCUUGUGGAAGCUUUUCAGCAGACCGUCACCCCUUUGGACCAAAAUGUGAACUCCCGUGGUGAAGUAAAAAAGAAUAACCGUAGUUUGAAUCCCUCACUGCUAACUCUGAAUGAAAGGAAGACAAACCAAAAACAAGAUGAGAAGUCUGAUGCUGUCAGCGGCAUAUCUUCGAAUGGAAGAAAAGGACAUGGUGCAGAUGAGGAAGACAUCAAAAGGGAACAUCUGGGUGCGGCCAAGAGGAUGUUUGCUCAUGCCUUAGGAACACGCUCAGGAAAGAAUGGUGUUUCAUCAAAAGGCAGUGAGAUAAAGCAUGUUGACAGGGAGUGAAGUUAUGAACAGGAUAAUGGUUGUCUGGUUCGUUUGAAUCGUUUCUCAUGGCACUCAGCAGUCAGCACACGUAAAUCGGAGUUGUUGGGGGUCUUGAGUCAUAUCCAAGAGUCUUUAUGGGUAGGUAAUGAUGGCUCGGAUGGAGAUGCAGGGCAAAACAAGUGCUCCUCUUGGUGCAUUUUGUCUCACUCGCAGACGCACAAUGACAAUCCUCAUAGCCAGCUGAUAUGUGCAGAUAUUUGAGCAGCCAUUCGUGUAAUAUUGAAGCCAUUUUAUGUAGCUGAGAUAUUUCGGAUGAUGAUGUUGUCGGCUGUACUCUAUCUGUUAUUUUGGGGAAAGUAUAAGCACGAUUACAGCUUACUGAGUGUCAUUUUGGUGUUAUCAAGUACAAUCUUUUGUGUCAAAGUUUGUGGUUGUAAUAGGUGGUGUUAGUGUGUUAUAACUCACCAUUCUCUGUUAUCUUUACAAUAUUAUGUCAGAUAUUUUACUUAGCAAAUAAAUAUAUUUCACUGCUACAG